GGUUCUGGGCACGUUUGGCUGCAGGUGCUGCUGGAAUUUGCUCGCUGUGAGGUUGAAGGGGCCCUGCCUGCCUCCUGCAGGCUCGCUGCAGGGCUUUGCUCUGCUGCAGGGUUUCUCAGCCUUUCGAUACUUCUUUGCCUCCUUCCUGGAGGGUUUGCAGAGAAGGAACCGACUCCGAAUGUUGGGGGUUGCAGCUGUGUUUUUUGGGUUAGAUCCCCAGCCAGAGUCCUGUGGUUUGGCCCCCAAAAAAGUGUUGAUCACUGUGCAAACUGCACCUGUUGGAUAGGCAGUGAGAUGGGAGAAUUCCAGGACCAAAUUCAUCUGCAAAGUGGUGAUUGCAGGGAUGGAUCCCAUCCUUACCUGGGUGUGCGGUGCUGCUCUUGGGGAGAGCACUGCCUGGGCAGAGUCACUGCGGGGUGAGAUUUGUGACAUCAGUAACGCAGAAAAUGCACAGAGCUGCCUCACUGUUGAAGUGUUACAUUUAAAAAUACGGCAACACAUCCCUGCUGUAAACUUUGCCCCAACCAGAAGUGAACAGAAAAGCAGAAGGAGAGCAAAAGCUACUGCGGAAGUGGGGUUUUACUCAGGAAAAGCCCUGAAGUGCUGAGAGAUGAGAUGUUAGGUGGGGGACAGCGGUGGGGAGGGCACUGAGAGGGCUCCAGGAGAGGCUGGGGUCACCAAAAUCAGCAGCACUGCACUGCUCACGGCCAUGCUGUGUUGGCAUGCCUGGGGCUGAUGGCUUCCAGCCCCCAGCAGGUGCUGUGGGGUUCCGUUUCUGCAGCACAGGGCUUGAGCUGCUCUGCUGGUGACCUGGGCUGUGAUCCCUGCAGGGCCUUCCAUCAGAAUAACGUUGCAAAUAACAAUUUUUUUCGAAGAAAUUCUCCCUUGGGUUUCAUGUGGGAUCUUCCCGCCCGCCGCCAGCUCCCUCUCGCUAUGAUUACCAACACGUACUGCUGCUUUCUAAAUGUCAUCUGAUGAUUCAUUUGUGUAGGAGGUGUAUGAGAUUACGAUGUCAACCAUGGUGCAGUGCUGGUUCUCACUGUGCUCGGGCACUGCAGCUCCUCCAGCUUGGCCCUACCUGUGGGCUCUCCCUGCACAAAGAUGCUCAGGUGCUGCGGUGCCUUCUGGCCAGGCUCCUCUGCUGGAGGUUGACAUGGUGGUUGCUGGAGAAGAUGGAGCCUGCUGGGGUUGUGUGGAAUAGCUCCUGCUCAUGAAAAAACACAACACUGGUUGCCCCAGUGGGUGGAGGUGGACCCCAGCUUUUUUCUGGCUGGGGGGUGGAAGCUGUCUGCAGGACUUUGGUGGAGGAAAGGAGUGGGGCUUGCAGGCGCAGGAGGUGAGAUUGCGGCUUGGCUUGGUAGGGAAGUGGUCCCAGCAGGUUGCAUGCACAGGGCACAUCUCUUGGGGGUCCUGCAUCACUCUGCCCCUCUCUCUUCUCUCCAGAUGGCAUCAGGAGCUGCUGCUGUCAGGAACAUCCUGUUUAUUUUUAACUAAAGUUAAAAGCAGAGGUGGCAGAACAGCUGUUUCCAAGUGAAAUCUCCAUGGCAAUCAAUGCCUGAGCCUGCAGCUUGCUGCUAACCUCUCAGAAUGCACUGCGAGGCUUUUCCCUUUCUCUAGAGCUGCUUUCUGCCUUUUCCUCUGAGCCCCACAGUAAACAGCAUUGCCUUGUCUGAACUUCUUGAAGGUGGUGAAAUGUGCAGAUCUUAUCUGCAGCACCUUGGGGAGCUGUGAGGGAGGAGAGCAAUGGGGUUGGGGUGCUGUCCUCAUAGAACAGCGCUGGCACCAGGUACAGCAGGGUGCAGGGCUGCUGACCUUAGGAAAGGCUUUUGUUUGGGUUUGGUUCCUGCAGAAGGCUGUGGGAAGGAUGCUCUCCAGCUGGAAGUGGAGCACUUCUCCCCCCAGCAUCUUUGCGAAUGGAUAAAUGCAGAAGUCGGUCACCGAGGCAGAGCGGUUCUUUGUUGGCUCUUGACUCCAGAUCUCUCUUUUGAGAGCAUGUCACCACAGUCACAAUGGCCCCAGGGCUUUGCCUUCCCCCAUAGCAGCCUCUCACGAGCUCACCCAUUUCUUACAUCCGAGGAGCAGUGCUGGUUAGAGGAGGAGCUGCAUGGCAGGGGGAUGCGAGCUCAUCUCCAUGCUGCAUCGCCCUGCAUCCCACACUUUGCUGUGCCAUGAGGGUGCAAAGGGUUUGGGGUCCUUUCCCCCCCACGUUGCUCUGUCCUGGUCCCACAGUCUCAGCAGUGCCCCUGGGGUUGUUACCGUGAGCUUCUGUUGUUUGCAGCUUGUUUCAUCCUGUCCCCAUACGACAGGAAAUGUGGCAACGGUUGAUGGUUAAGAGCUUUUCUGUUUUUCUUCCUUCAGCAGCAACUGUGCGUUCUGCAGCAGAAACCACAAAACCAGAGAUGUGGACAGGUUCAUGAAGAGCAACGCACCGCUGACCUCUCACUGCUGCUCAGUGUAGGGAGCAGCAUAGCUCCUUGCAGGCUGGGUCCUGCUGUGCACUAAAUAUGUCCCUGUGAGCACAGGAGGGCAUGUGGGCAAAGCAUCACUCCCACAGUGUCAGUGAGGGGAAGAGAGAGCCUUUUUCUAGCAGUGUUUUGCUGCAGCGUUGGUGCAGCACAACACGUUGCAGCCUCCCUUCCAGCAUCACAGCUCUUUCAGGAGUUGCUCUGGCUAUUCCAAGCUGCUGCAGUGUAAAUGAGAACUGAGGCAAGCUGAGCUGAUCUAUUUGCUUUUGCUGUGCAUGUUUGGAGGGUGCUGGUCUGCAUUGGGUGGGGGUUGUGCUAUGGAAACAGUGCAGCACACACAUGGUCUGUAUGCAGUGUGGCUGCAGUAGGGUCAGGGCAACACCCUGCAGAUGGAGGGAUGCACCUCUGUGCAUGCAUUUAAGACCUACUGCAGUCAGUAGACUGCAGUGUUGAUGUGUCUUACAGCAGAUUGUGGAGCUGAGAUCGCCAGUGUGAUAAAGGAAUGUUGGUGUGCAAUUCUUGAAUACCACACCAAGCUUUGCUUUUAGUUUUUUAAGGCAGUGAACAAGAAGGAGAAUGCAAGACAGUAUCAGUGCUCUUCUGUUGGGUUACUGCUGCUUCCAGAGGUCUUGCACUGUUUGUCAGCCUUGAGCAGAAGUUGAGACAUCUGCUUUGGGGAAUGGCUUGAAUGAAUCUGAGGCUCUCCAAGUCCCAGAGCUGGAGCUGUUUUGCCAGAUUGCGACCAGAGCUCUUGUUUGUCCGGCGCUUGAUUCUUCUCCUGAAAGAAAUGCCACAGCCUGGGGCGAUGCUGCCUAUGGUGUGCUCAUCUGAUGGAUGGGAGCCUCCUUCUGCACCUGGGAGGAAACGCUGUCCAGAUCUUGGAAUUAAGGCUGAGAAGUGCAGGGCUUUGCUCCUUAUGUUGCUUUUUCCACACUUUCUUGUUUUCCUGUGAAAGUUGCCCUUCCUGCUCUGAUCCCUAUCAGCCUCCAGAGCUCAUCUCUUCAUGCCAACUUCGGAGGCAGCCCACACAGCAGGCAGAAGAUGUGCAGCUUCAACUUCAAGCCAUGGGAUUCUGUCCCCUCUGUGUCCCCAGGGCAUGGAGUGCUGGCACCUGAAGACUGGAGCCCUGUGGGAUCUGCACCUUGGGGUGGGAAUGCAACGGGCCUGUUUAGCUGUGCUGGAGCAUCUUUUCUGUCCUCGCAGUGGGGUUUUGGAACGGAGCGUUUUGGAUUCCGUGUUCCUGCAAUGCCUGUGGAUGCCUGGGCUCCAUGUGUUGGACUGUUCCAUGUGUGGGAUCGCAUCCUGACAUUUCCUUCCCGGGGGGAUCCGUGGGCCUUUGCAGCCGGUGCCUUAUGCUUGGCAUAUGGAAGAAUGUAACGCAAGCUGUAGAAGAAAAACCAGAGCCUCCAACUGUUGAGGAGAUCAAAGAGAAGAUCGAAAAAUACAAUGCAAAAGUUACAAACUGCCUGCUGAUGAAGCUGAGUGAUGAUGGGACCUACACAGGUUUCAUCAAGGUGCACCUGAAGCUGCGCCGCCCGGUGACGGUGCCGGCGGGGAUCCGACCGCAGUCCAUCUAUGAUGCCCUCAAGGAGGUGAACCUGGCAGAAACCACAGACAGGAGGACGUCCUUCUACCUGCCUCUGGAUGCCAUCAAGCAGCUGCACAUCAGCAGCACGACCACGGUGAGCGAGGUGAUCCAGGGGCUGCUCAAGAAGUUCAUGGUGGUGGAUAACCCGCAGAAGUUCGCGCUGUUCAAGGAGAUGCGGAAGGAUGGGCAAGUCCUCCUGCAGAAGCUGCCCCUCACUGAAUUCCCCCUGUACCUGCGGCUGCUGGCUGGCCCUGACACUGAUGUGCUCAGCUUUGUGCUGAAGGAGAACGAGACAGGGGAGGUGGAGUGGGAUGCAUUCUCCAUCCCAGAGCUACAAAACUUCUUAAUGAUCCUGGACAAAGAAGAGAAGGACAAAAUCCAGCAAGUGAAAAGGAAGUAUGAGAAGUUCAAACAGAGACUGCAGCAGAGCUUGAAAGAGGCUGGAGACAAACCUGGCUAACCCUCAGGGCACACCGGCAGUCAGACUAAGCUACGUGUGGUUCUUAAAAAGAACAGACUCUUCUCAGGACACCUUUUGGUGGUCACCCUCCCUCUUCAUCCCUCCAUUAAGGACGUAGCACCCAUUCCAUGGACGUGUUGUGUUUCCUUCUUUUGAAACCUCGUACCCCAGGACCAGAUCCAGCCCAACAACAGGACGCCGGCACCAGAACUGCUGGGGCGCGCUGAGCAGCUCUGUGGGCAACGCUGAACCCAGCAGGAGAAGCAGGCUGAGCUGCUCACGCUCCUCCCAGCAGCUCUCUUGCUACGGCUCUGCAGUUGCGUGUGCCCUCGUUGCCCAGCUCUCAUUUCUUAAGCAGGGCACAGGAAGGAGCAGACAACACAGAGGUUGGUGCGCCGACCCAUGCGGGUGUUGCAGCUGUAACCGAUGCCAGACAGACUUGUUCAAGGCUGAGGUGGGAAAUGCAGCCGUGGCAGCUGCAGCACCCUGAUAGUCCUUUGGUAAGUGAUAUUCAAUCCAGGGAAAGUCAUUUAUUUUGUUGCUAAUUAAUUUCAAGAAGAGACUUGAAUUUGAGCAAAUAUCCAUGACGCUUAGCUGAGCUAGCCUGUGUGUUAGGAGUUUUCUACUCUGUAGGAAUUGGGACCUAUGUUUUAAGAGAAAAGCAUGAAGAUGGGGGUGUGGGAUGGUGGUUCUGCAUAGAACCCUGAGCAAUACACAGCCAGCAGACGAUUGCAGGGAAGCUCAAAGCCCUCUUUCACCAAUCAGACCCAUUUUGGGCUGUGAAGGGGUCUGGCAGGAGGGAGAGGAGCUCCAACCCAGGCUGGCUUGUGGACGUGUCCACAGCAGUGUCUGUGCAGGAGAUCCUUAGCACCAGGAAGAGCAAGGAGACCACAAACCUGAGAUGCUUUCCUGCCACCACCCCCUUGCACCAUGCCUCCUCUUGCUGACCCCCCAUCCCCCGUGCUGUUCUCCCACCUCUUUUCUCCCUUCCUAGUGCAAGGGAUGCUGUGGGGAUGCCAAUCCCAGAGGCGAUUUCCCCACCUUUACUUUCAGCACUUUGUACUGAGCACACGGCACGUUCCAUCUUCCCUCUGUUCAGAGGACAGUGCAGCGCAGAGUGAAAAGUGAACGUGAAAACUAGCUGGAUACAGAUGGAGCAUCUGAAAUGCUCCUGGUGACCCGAGUGUCUCCCACUAAUGCAAAGUAGAAAGGAGCAGGUUAUUAGGGAACAGAUGAUGGAGACAACUUGGAAGAGUCUAAAAUUUACCUCAGUGCCUUUUAUUUUUCCUGAAGUGUGAAAACUUUACAUUUGGGUUAAAGAGGAGGUUGGAAGGGGCUUUUGCCAAGGCCUUGGCAGUGCUCCCCCAGGUCCCUGCAGGCUGCUUUUAUCCAGAGAGAGAAGAGGAACUGUUGUUCCUUUCUGCAAGAUGACUGCUUGGCUUUUCUUUUUCCCCUCCCUAGAUUUAUACUUGAGUAUGCUUGUUUAUAAAGGUAUGAGAGUAACUGCAUCACUUACAGCCCUCACUUGGUACAAAUGCCACUUGGUGCAAGCUCAGCUCCAGCCCUUGCCUUACUCAGUGGUGUAAAAGGGUUUCCAGGCGAGGCUCCAGCCACUGCCACACGCUGCAGGAAGGGCCUCCCAGCUGUACUGUAUUCUCUACCCAGAUGACCUUUAACAGCGUGGCAGCAGCCCAAAUAGAGCAGUAAUUUUCAUGCUCCGGGGCUGCUUGCCUGUUUAUAAAGAUACUUAUUACUUUGCUAUGCACUUGUGAAGUAAUUUAAGUAACAUUUAUCCACUGCUUUGAGUCUUGGAAGCACUGUACAAAUACUUCUGUUCGGUUGAGUGUAAGGACACUGUAGAAACUGCCUCUGGUUCUGAGAAACAAGACCCAGAUGCUUGCUUUCAAAUCCCUUAUCUUUCUGGCUAUCAGUUUCAAAAAGAUUGCUCUUAUUUUUCCUGGUUGCUGUUGUCUUCUACUCGAGUUCUGGUGACCAUCUCCCCUUCCCUUCCUGGAACCCAGCAUGUCUUUGACAUUCUGUAGAAGGCAUGGCUUCUUAUGCAAUUACUGUGAAUGCUGCUGAAAACCUCCUGCAAAGAGGAGGGGUUUUUUUUCUUUCUUUCUUUCUUUUUAAAGA
This is a messenger RNA of Tympanuchus pallidicinctus (lesser prairie-chicken), 6649 nucleotides long. RefSeq names its product Ras association domain family member 5 (gene RASSF5). Gene Ontology annotation, cellular component: nucleus. The transcript is spliced from 5 exons. The record is from RefSeq and is a predicted model, not a curated record. Gene Ontology annotation, biological process: signal transduction. NCBI's taxonomy places the organism in Eukaryota, Metazoa, Chordata, Aves, Galliformes, Phasianidae. The coding region runs from base 3734 to 4513 and encodes 259 amino acids.